This is a messenger RNA of Aspergillus versicolor CBS 583.65, 778 nucleotides long. Its product is annotated as EGFR-like transmembrane domain-containing protein. The coding region runs from base 56 to 778 and encodes 240 amino acids. The record is from RefSeq and is a predicted model, not a curated record. Lineage: Eukaryota; Fungi; Ascomycota; Eurotiomycetes; Eurotiales; Aspergillaceae. The transcript has 2 exons.
CCCAGGCCGACUCUACUCUUUCGCCCAACCUUCCUUCUGCAAACUCUUGUUCGAGAUGGGUGAUUAUAGCAGCCCGCCUGCUGGCUAUGUCCUUCGGAGAAAUGGCACCUGUACUGAGACCGAGCAGACUUGCGACCAUCCCUGGGCUUCUUGGUAUAACUGCUGCCCCGAGGGCUCUUAUUGCUCGGAUGACAGGAUGAUCUGUUGCCAGACCAAGUCCGGGUGCGCAGCGCUCGUCAAGGAGGACCCUCACUGCGCAAACAAUGCGACCUGGGACCUAUACUACAACGGCGGUUCUUACUUUUGUUGCCUGCACGGGAAGCAGGGCUUUGUGGAAACAUUCCCCGGGAAUGGCGGAGCAGGCAUUGGGUGUGCAGACGGGGAACUGGAUAAUGCCUCCCAAAGCUUGCUGCAGGUUAUUGCAACAGGCACUGGAUCCGCAUCACCGUCGCCGUCCGUGUCCGCGACACCAACCCAGACAAGCACAGACUCGCCGUUACCAUCAAUAUCCGAGCCGGACUCCUCCUCUUCCGGCAACGCUGGGACUAUCGCUGGGAGUGUUGUUGGGGGCUGCGCGGGACUUGCGCUCAUAAUGGCACUGCUUUGGUUUCUAAUACGGCGUCGGCGGAAACAGGUCGUGGCAACCUCCAAUCUAAACACGCCAGCUGAGGAUUAUAAAGGUCUAUAUAGAGCAGAGCUUGCUAAUAACCCAGUCAGAUCAGAGCUAUCUGGCAGUACUAAUAAUAUGGCCCAUGAGCUACCUGUAAAUACAAGCUAA